Lacerta agilis (Sand lizard) is the source of this 2575-nucleotide messenger RNA. RefSeq names its product inositol-trisphosphate 3-kinase A (gene ITPKA). Gene Ontology annotation, cellular component: cytoplasm; nucleus. The transcript is spliced from 7 exons. Lineage: Eukaryota; Metazoa; Chordata; Lepidosauria; Squamata; Lacertidae. The record is from RefSeq and is a predicted model, not a curated record. Bases 16 to 1353 code for a protein of 445 amino acids. Gene Ontology annotation, molecular function: inositol tetrakisphosphate kinase activity; inositol-1,4,5-trisphosphate 3-kinase activity. Gene Ontology annotation, biological process: inositol phosphate biosynthetic process.
UUUUCCUCCUCCUCUAUGGAGCCCCGAGGCUCCCGCGACGGCAAUAGCGGCGACGGCAGCCCGGAGCUGGGUCGGGGCAAGCGGCUGAGCGUCGGCGAGUUGCGCUCGCUCUUCGAGGCGCGCUGCGCGGCCCCCAGCAGGCAGCUGCCCGAGCCGGUCAAGAAGAGCUGCCGGCCGCGCAACGGGGUGCUGCCGCCGGUGAUCCCGCAGCUGACCGUCACCCCCGAGGAUGACGCCGAUGAGGCGCAGUGCAGCCCGGCCGGGCGCCCGCGGACGGAGCCCGACGGCGCCUGGCUCACCGCGGACCUGCUGUCGUCGUCGCGCCGCCUGUCCACGUCGUCCCUCUCCUCCACCGGGUCGUCGUCGCUCUUCGAGGACUCCGAGGAUGACCUGCUCAGCGACACGGAGAGCAGGAGCCAAGGCAUCGUCCACCUGGAGCACGGCGAGGAAACGCACCAGAAAAAAGCAUGGCAGACGUUAAAAACGAUUGUCAAUUUGCCAGUCAUCAGUCCCUUCAAGAAGCGAUACUCCUGGGUGCAGCUGGCUGGUCACACAGGGAGUUUCAAGGCAGCUGACGGUGGAACGAUUCUGAAGCGCUACUCUGAGAAUGAGGAGAAGUGCUUUGAGCUGCUGAUGAAUGACCCACUGCGCUCCUGCGUCCCUGUCUUCCAUGGCGUGGUGGAGAGAGAUGGCGAGUCCUACAUGCAACUAGAUGACCUUCUAGCUAAUUUUGAAGGGCCUUGUGUGAUGGACUGCAAGAUGGGAAUCAGGACGUAUUUGGAGGAAGAAUUGACUAAAGCGCGAGAGAAACCAAAGCUGCGUAAGGACAUGUAUAAGAAAAUGAUCGAUGUAGAUCCUCUGGCACCCACUGAGGAGGAGAACUCACAGCAUGCAGUGACCAAACCACGCUAUAUGCAGUGGAGGGAGACAAUCAGCUCCAGUGCUAACUUGGGUUUCAGGAUCGAAGGGAUUAAGAAGGCUGAUGGGACUUGUAACACCAACUUCAAGACAACGAAGACACGGGACCAAGUCUUCCAGGUUUUUGCAGAAUUCAUUAAGGGAGAUACAACUAUAUUGAAAAAAUACUUGAGGCGUCUGUAUGACAUUCGUGGUGUUCUUGAGUCUUCUAAUUUCUUUAAACGGCAUGAGGUAAUUGGAAGUUCACUGCUGUUUGUGCAUGAUGAUAGUGGGCAUGCCAAUGUAUGGCUCAUUGAUUUUGGAAAGACUACCCUUCUUCCAGAUGAGCAGACCUUGGAUCAUAGGAUCCCUUGGCAGGAAGGGAACCGAGAGGAUGGCUACUUACUUGGACUGGACAAUUUGAUCAACAUCUUAGAAAAUAUAUUUGAGAGAUGAGAGGGACUGGCACAAAGUCACUAUAGGACCGCUCAGUUGCUUUUAAUUUUUCCAGAAUCAACACCCCCCUCCCCAGUCAGAGGGAAGGCUUUUAAAACUUUUGCCAGACUCUGGGGGCAUUACCCUGCUGCAAAAACGAGGUGGAAACUCAGAGCCAGCCUCUGGGAGCUUGAGAAAUCCAGGGUUAGCCAUGAAUGCAAAGAGCUAACUUCAGUUUCAUUGAACUAACACAGAAUAAUUUUCUGAACAUUUGGACGUCGGAUCAGGACAACUACUUCCUGGAGUGACAGUUGCUUGGAGCACAUGGGACGGAAAACAUUAGAAUUCUCCUCUGAAAUGUCUUCAAAAGUAAUAAGCAGACUUCCUAACCUUCAUGCUGCUGCUGCUCACACUGUUAGAUAGGAAUGUUCCCAUUCCAUGCAUUCACUUGUGUGCCAGGCAGCUUGGAACUUGGAGAAGAAUUUACAAACUCUCCUUCCCUUAUAUAUAAGUUUUAAUGGUGGUGCAGAAAAGUUUAAAUAUGCGCACAAAGUGCUGUUGAAGCUUCAGAAACCAAAGGGCACCUUGGGCUCUAGGAGCCAGUGCAAGAGUUUUUGUGCCCUACACAACUCUCCAUACCCCUCUGUUCCUUCUCGUCUUCUACCAUUCCAUUUUGUUGCCAACUGCUUUCCACAUAUUAGUUAAUCUGUGCCAAAACAUGUGGUGCUUGCCAGUAAGCCCCUCCCCCAAAUAUCUUGCACACAUCUACCCUGCAACCCUGCCCACAACUGUGCAACAGGUAAGUCCUACUGAUUUUUAACCAACCAUCCAAAACUAAUCAUGGGCAGAACUACAGUCUAAUGCUUUGAUUUGAGCCUGUGUGCCCACCCCCCACUGCUAUAGAGGAACCUAGAUUAGCUCUACCUGUUAGAGGAGCUGCCAUGGUAAUAGGGGAAGCAGAGGUUGAAACCAGACAAUUGCAGUUUGCACCAGGCUUUGUAUCAGUGCUUCUUUAUGAUUGCUAGCCUCUCCUUUUCUUCACUUGAGACUGUGCAUAAAGCUGUCCAGGUUUUAAAGUGUAUGAUCCAAGACAGACUUCGCCAAGCAGUCACUUUCGGGGUGACUGAAUUUCAUUGAGGUUGAUGGUGGCCCAGAAGUGACCACUCGUGAGCUGGAAUGCAUAUGACUUACUUGUGGGAUCACAUCUAAGUGACUUGGUUUACAGUGGAACCUCGGGUUACGU